AAGCGAAGAAAACCCUAGCGGCCCCAUUUCCCUUUCUCCUCCUCCUCGCUUCGUUUUCGCUCUGCUCCCCCAUUUUUAUUUAUUUAUUAUUUAUAUUAUUUUUUUUGGUUUUUCUCUCAAAUUUUGAGGCUGUGUUGCUCUCGUGUGUCUCUGAUUUUCGAUUCGAUUUUGAUUCUAGAGCUAGGGUUUCGGCGGAGUUGGCGAUUUCCUCUGGUGAUUUUGGCUACAGAGGUGGAAUUGGAGCGAUCUGUAACCCUGGAAAGGUUUAGAUGAUAGUUGGCUAGGUUUUGUGAUUGGAAAGCGAAAUUGGGCAUGAGAAUUGGGGAUUUUGGGAGAUUAAUUUAGGGUUGAAUAAAAAAAAAAGGGGAAAAUGGGGAAGGUUUCACCGAAAGAGAGGGGUUUGAAGAAUUCGAAGCAGAAGAAGGGUUCCAGGGGUUCAGGGAACAAGUAUCUGAAGCCCGGUGCUCUUGCUCAGCUAAAGUACAGCAAGGCCAGUUCUGCUAAGCCGUGUACUGAUCUGGGGAGGAAGCGAGUGGCUGUAGUGGAGACGAAGAAGGAUGAUGUUGAUUUGGGGAUUGAAGAUAGGGCUAGCCCUUUGAUGCCGUCGCCUGUGAAUUUGGUUAAGCAGAGUAGUUUGUUGAAAACGCCGGUAAAUUCGGUUAAGCAGAGUAGUUUGCUUAAAACACCGAGGACCCCUUUGAUGCUGUCUCCUGUGGAUUUCGUUAGGCAGAAUAGUCUGAUGAAAACACCAAUGACCCCCAGAAUGGAAGAUUGUGAGUCGGAGUCCAGGCUUGAGUCGCUUCCCAUGGAUUUACUGGUUAAAUUAUUGUGUCACCUGCACCAUGACCAACUGAAGCCGGUGUUUCAUGUUUCUCAAAGAAUUAGGAAAGCUGUUAUACUUGCAAGGCAGUAUCACUUUAAUUAUACAACUCCAGAUCGCUCUCGACAGGAGAUGUUGAGAACAAUGACGCCCCACCCCACUGAACACUGGCCUUUCAAAAGCAAGGGAGAUGGCAAGGGUACAUGGAUACGAAGCCCGCAUACUCCAAAAGCACCAAGACAUGGUCCCAGGCCACCAUCUCGCCUCAAAGUUUCAGAAAUGCGGCAGGUUGCUGCAGUUCUCUUUCAGGAGUCAAAUUUCCCUUCUAGAUGCAUGGUGCCAUCUGCCUUACCAAAGCCCCUGUGCAAAUCUUUGGCUUCCAAUAGAGUUUUGUUCUAUGAGGAAGAGUUAUGUCAGGCUGUGGCUCAGAAUAAGCUUCUUUAAGCUCGUCAUUGCCUAGUGUAUCUGUAUGUAUAUAGUUUGCUUCCAUUAUCUAUAUAGGUGGCAUGGUCAGGUUAGGAAGUAUGACGUUUUGUAGCUUUGCUGGGGAAGAUUUAGGAGAUAUGGAACCCUCAUAUAUUUGAAUUAGGAGGCAAAAGAAAUCAGAUCAUGGUUGCGGGAAUAAUGUUUUAAAACUGGUUACCUGUAUAUUUCCUAUAUAUGUUUUGAAACAAUGGCUAGUUGCUGUCUUAGCAAAUAGCAAUAUCUACUUCAGUGUCUGUACUGAAGUCGAUCUUAGUAGCAACAGUAGUUGUCAGAUGUAAACGGCUUGAAUUUUUAAUAUUAUUUCCUUUUCAGAAGUC
Messenger RNA from Rosa chinensis, 1623 nucleotides. Its product is annotated as F-box protein At4g35930. The transcript has 5 exons. The coding region runs from base 371 to 1264 and encodes 297 amino acids. NCBI's taxonomy places the organism in Eukaryota, Viridiplantae, Streptophyta, Magnoliopsida, Rosales, Rosaceae. The record is from RefSeq and is a predicted model, not a curated record.